Acanthamoeba castellanii str. Neff is the source of this 1710-nucleotide messenger RNA. RefSeq names its product zinc finger, c2h2 type domain containing protein. Gene Ontology annotation, biological process: regulation of transcription by RNA polymerase II. Bases 1 to 1710 code for a protein of 569 amino acids. NCBI's taxonomy places the organism in Eukaryota, Discosea, Longamoebia, Acanthamoebidae. The record is from RefSeq and is a predicted model, not a curated record. Gene Ontology annotation, cellular component: nucleus. The transcript is spliced from 11 exons. Gene Ontology annotation, molecular function: RNA polymerase II transcription regulatory region sequence-specific DNA binding; DNA-binding transcription factor activity, RNA polymerase II-specific.
AUGAACCCGCGGGCCAACAACGAGCAGGUGGAGGAGCUGGACGAGGUGCGCAAGCAGAUGAAGGCCGACUACGCCAAGAGGUCGCAGCUGCCGCCUCCAUCGACCCGUCAUGGCAGCGACGCCGACGGCGACGACGACAGCGUUGAUCACGGCGGAGAGCGCGUGCGGUGGCUGCGCGACUUUGCGGCCGUGCUGGAGAACGUCUACGCACUCCCGUUGGACGCCUCCAUCUCCUCCACCUCCGCCGAGUGUCGCCAGUUCAUGGACAAAGGCACCUCCCUCCUCUACCUGAUCAGCGCGAUCAUCUCGCGUCGUACGGAUCUGCCGGACGACAUAGACCACGGCGACGAGCCCGACCCGUCCACCGCCUCCGCUGCCGACGAGCAGCCGCCGCCGCCCCGCGUCGUGCUACGCUUCAUCGAAGGCGUCAACGCCGCCGCCGCUGCCGCUGUCGAGUGGCGGUUCCCGGUGCAGCAGGGCCUGGAGGCCGAAGGUGAUGCCACGUCAUCAUCAUCAUCGGCCGGCGGGCAGGAGCACCAGGUGUGGAUGGCGCGCGCCGUGGCUGAUCAGCGCAACCGGGACACGUCGGCGAUGGCGAUCGAUGUCCAGUGCAGGCGGCGUGCGGCUGAUAUGCGCGGGCGGGUCGAAGCCGAAGAGGCCCGGCGAAAACGACACGGCAAGCAGCACUUCCACUUCCCACGGGUAAAUGAUCUUAUGAACACAAAGCUGAAAAAGAACAAAGAGAAGCUUGAAGUGGUGGAGGCCGAGGAGCGCGAGCGGCGGCAGCGACUCGAGGCCGAGCGCCAGGCGUCGCCAUCGGUCGCCGAAUUCUUCGGCCGCCUGUUCCGCCUUCGCCAGGGCGCCGCCAUGCGCAUCGGCCUCACCGAUCCGCACGGCAACGCGUUCCGGUACAAGGUGACGGUGACGGUGGCGAUGAUGGGCGAGCUCACCAACUACACGGUCGGUGCCAACGGGCGCGAGAUGCGGUUCGCCAGCUGCCAGCUGGCCAAGCCCUUCGGCUGCUUCCAGACCUGCAAACGCUUCGGCAGCGGGCAGCAGCUGAUCCACCACAUGUGGGCCAAGGGCCUACACCGCCCGCCCGUCAGUGACAUUUCACCCGAGGCCGCCAGCCCGGCCCAUCGAUGCCCUCAGUGCAGCAAGUCGUUCGGAUCGGAGCAGGCGCUGAAGGCGCACAGCGACACGAAGCUGCACGUCAGGUGCGAGGAGUGCGGCAGCAGGUUCCGCAACGAGGACAUGAUGCGGCAGCACUGCAAGGACAAACACCUCCGCGACCAACGAUUCAAGGAGGAGGGGAUAACCUCCACGCCAUGGUGCUACAAAAAGCAAUACGCGAAGGCGAUACCGUUCUACUGGCCGCGGCCCAAGUUCUGCUGCGAGAUGGAGGGCUGCGGCCGCGCGUUCAUGUCCACCGAACAGCUCUCGCACCACCACCGCAGUGUGAAACACUACAAGUGUCAGGAGUGCACAAAGAUGUUCGAGAAGCGGACGCACAUGUUCCGGCACUACAAGGCCAAGCACGACCCGGCCGUCUACCAACAGGGUCUGGUGGACCGACUGCAGGCGAAGCUGACCAGGGUCAGGAGCAGCAUGGAACGCGAAAGAUUCGGCACCAUGCGAUGGGCGGAGAAGAAGGAGAAGCUGGAGAUCAAGCUCGCUCGAGCCAUGGGCCUCUCCCUCGAUGAGGUAUAA